This is a messenger RNA of Nematocida major, 1248 nucleotides long. RefSeq lists its product as uncharacterized. The record is from RefSeq and is a predicted model, not a curated record. The transcript has a single exon. The coding region runs from base 1 to 1248 and encodes 415 amino acids. NCBI's taxonomy places the organism in Eukaryota, Fungi, Microsporidia. Gene Ontology annotation, molecular function: protein binding.
AUGAAAAAGAUGGGAGGCAAAGUGAGCUACAUUAAUAAGGCGCAGUCUGAGCAGAAGGUUCUCUCGCUGGACAUAGGGAAGAAAGGGCUGCAGAGCAUUCCAGAAGAGGUCUUUAGAUCGCCGACGCUAAACUGGCUGAUCGUCUCGAACAACAAAAUACGCAGCAUACCCAGCGAGAUAAGAAACAUGACAAAUCUGACUAGGCUGGCGCUGAACGACAACUGGAUCGAGUCUGUGGCCGAGGAGAUGGGCGAGGUGACGAACCUGACGUGGGUGGAUCUGACCAGAAACCGGCUUAGAGACCUGCCUGCCAGCCUGUCCAAUCUGAAGAACAUUGCAGGCCUGGGGCUCAGCGAAAACAGGUUUGAGAAAAUCCCAGACUGCGUUUUUGGAAUGACCUCUCUGUGCAAGUUCGGGUUUUUCAGCAACAAGCUCCAAGCAAUCCCUCCGGAGAUAUCAAUGCUGCACAAUCUGACAAAGAUAGACCUGAGCAACAACGACAUAGUGACUGUCCCCAGAGAGAUAUGUAAACUGUCCAGGCUGGUGUGGCUGAACCUGAGCAACAACAAAAUAAAGGAGCUUCCUGCGGAAAUGGGAAAGCUGCAUCUUUUGCAGGAGCUGGGUCUGGGGAACAACGCGCUCACCCACUUGCCAGAUUUAGGGGCCCUAAAGAGGCUUACGAUUCUGCCCGUGUACCGCAACCAGCUGCAGGAGCUGGGUAGCUGGGUGGGCAAGCUGGAGAAGGUUGAAAAGCUGGACUUUAGCAACAACAAGCUGAAAAAAGUGCCCUCAAACAUCUUCUCACUGACAAAGCUGCGGUACCUCAACAUAAAAAACAACUUCUUGGAGGAGCUGGACAUGCACAUACAUCCUUGUACAACGUACCCGCUGGAGGUCAUAGAUCUAAGCGACAAUCUUCUCAAAAACAUACCGUAUAAGCUGUUUACGCAGUUUCCGUCGCUAGCCACCUUGCGCGCAGGCGGAAACCCAUACGACAUAGAGAAGCUGGUGGUUCCAAAGACAUGCCCAACAUUACGCCAGCUGUGCAGUGUAUAUAUAAUUCCAGGCGCAGGGGCGUGGCCGCACCGAGAGUGUGCGUUUAUGAAGGGCGGAAAAGUAUGCGAUUGGUGCAACAAGUGGUUCACAUACGAGCCUCGGGUCAUGCUUAAGAAGCAGACCUCGCUUGACGGGAGGCCGGUCAUCGUAAAAAAGGUUCUGUGCUCUACUAGCUGCCAGAUGAACAACUAG